This is a messenger RNA of Anopheles moucheti, 825 nucleotides long. RefSeq names its product protein lethal(2)essential for life-like. Gene Ontology annotation, biological process: protein refolding; response to heat. Gene Ontology annotation, molecular function: protein folding chaperone. Lineage: Eukaryota; Metazoa; Arthropoda; Insecta; Diptera; Culicidae. The record is from RefSeq and is a predicted model, not a curated record. The transcript has 3 exons. The coding region runs from base 59 to 670 and encodes 203 amino acids.
ACGCGUUGUAAAAGUGUGUUCUUUCGUGAUAGUAGCUACCAGAGGUGAAACGAUCAGAAUGUCUUCAGUUCCGAUGUACUUCCGCGAUUGGUGGGAUGACGAUCUGUUUGAAAAUCCCCGUCGUACAUCGCGCUUGUUCGAUCAACAGUUUGCCACGGGCAUAUUUUCUGAGGAUCUGCAGAAGAUGGCAUCCAGCUUUCAUUCGUCGAACCUGCGCUCAUCCCGGCUGGGCAGCUUUCGACGUCCGUGGAGUGAGUUCGGUGGGUACAAGUUUAGCAACAGUCUGAUCAACAGCGGACCCACCAUCACCGACCGGCUGCAGAUCAAUCUGGACGUGCAACAAUUCACACCGCAUGAGAUCACCGUUAAAACCGUCAACAAUUCGAUCGUGGUGGAGGGUAAACACGAGGAGAAGCAGGACGAGCAUGGUUUCAUCUCGCGACACUUUGUCCGCCGUUACGUACUCCCAGACGAUCACGACCCAAAGGACGUCAUCUCGAGCCUCUCGUCGGACGGUGUGUUGACGAUUGUGGCCCCCAAGAAGGUACAGCAGCCGGCGGCGGAAGUGUUGUACGAGCGUACGGUACCGAUACAGCGCACUGAGGAGCGAACGGUGGAAAGCGUCCGGACGACUUCGGAAAGUGUGACCAACGAAAGUAAUGGAAAAUGAGCGCCUGGAACACCUCGACACUCCCCUUAUUGUUUGGUUUACCGACAGUACUAUGAACCAAAGUGAUUAGCAAAGUAUUAACGAAGAAGAUCGGAGGUUUUGUGAAUGUUUUGAGUGAAAUAAAGUGCAGCAGAAGCGGUGCGUUGUAAGACUAA